AAGGCUGCCCCCCCCCCUCUACCUGUCGCACGCAGCUCGUGUCUCUUUAAACAGCAGCGGCAGCAGCAGCAACAACACCCACUUAAUAACACAAUUUAACUCUUAAAUAGUCUUACACGAGAGAGAAAACGACGCAACGAGGACCACCAACACCACCAUCAUCAUCGUCAUCAGGUGGAAGUGGAGCGCUGACCGACCGAGUGGAUUGAAGUCGAGGAGUCGGACAGACGGGGGACUGACUGCGUGGGACGAUGUCUGCGAGCUCGCCACUGCUGCUGUUGUUGCUGUUGCUGCUGUUCGUGUGCGUGGGGCAGCGUGGGGCAGCCCGGGCAGGCUCUGCUUCCUGCCUGGCCGAUGAUGAGCCUACGAGCAAUGAAGACCUGUUGGCCGGGCAGGAGAACGUGACACUGAACUGCCCCAUUAACGGCAACUGCUCCAGCCCCCAGUGCCCGGUGGUCUGGCUCAAGGACUGCCAGACACUCAACCUGUCCGUGGAGGGGCACGUGCACGCCAUCGACGUGGGCCUGCACUUUGUGAGCGUUGCUCUGGCCGACUCGGGGAACUACACAUGCCGCGGCAGCGGAAACCUGGUCAACUCGAGUCACACCAUCAUCCUCGCCGUGAAGGAAUUGACAGCAGCUCCAUGCAUGACCUCCCCUUCGCUGCUUUCCCCACCUGGGCCGGAGCGGCACAACAUGCCGAUGGGCGCAUCCCUGUCUCUCAACUGCACCGUGGAGAUCGGCACCAACAGGAGCGAUGUCACGUGUCCGACCUGGGUCGUUUGGCGCAAGGACGGCAUUGCGCUGCCUUCAAAUUCGUCUGCUUACAACAUAACCGUCCAAGACGCCAGGUUUUCAGAUGAGCUCUCAGCUGUGGUCAUCACAAGCCGCUUGUCUGUGAGCACUCUGGAAUCUUCAAACUUUGGGGCGUUUGGAUGCCAUUUCCACACUACGGCUGGAAAUAUCAGUGCAAGCUUCGUUGUGGCGAUGGAAGAUAAGGGCCUUGCUCCGAGCCACGUGGUGAGCGCCGUGGCCGCCCUGGUGCUGCUGCUGCUGCUGGCGCUGUCCGUCGCGCUCUACUCGCGCUUCAAGCUGGACCUGCAGCUGUGGCACCGCAACACUUACGGCGACUUCGAGACCAACGACGGCAAGCUGUACGACGCGUACGUCUCCUAUGUCAACACCGAGUUCGACCGCAAGUUCGUGCACUUCACUCUGCGGCCUCACCUGGAGAUGUGCUAUGGUUACCGCCUGCACACGGAUGACAAGGACAUCCUGCCGGGCUUGGAGCCGUCGCCCGAGCUGCUCAUGAACCUGAGCCGCUGCCGCCGCCUGAUCGUGGUGCUGUCUGGCGCGUACCUGGCCCAGGAAUGGUGCUCCGAGGCUUUCCGGGAGGGCCUGCUUCGCCUGCAGGAGCUGACGCCACGGCCUGUGUUCAUCACGUUCGACGAUGGCCGCCGUGCGGCCCCCCACCCGGCCCUACAGCUCUUGCACCUCUCCCGCCCGCACCCCGUCAUCUUGCCAUGGGACUCCACCUCCGCGACUGCAACAUCCAAGUUCUGGAAGCAGCUGUGCCUUGCGCUGCCCAAGACUGUGGAGAUGCGUCACUUCUCGGUGGGUGGCGGUGGCGCGGGUGACCCGCAGGUGCAGGCGGUGGGCGACCGCGACCCCAUGCUCAUGCUGAACCCCGAGUACCUGGACAGCCGUGGGGACGGACUCGAUGGUGGCGGGCGGCAAGAUUCCCGGCGUGGGCGGGCUGGCGAUGGAGUGGCUGAAGUCGCCAUCCUCUCGCUGUCUGAAUCCACGCAGUCAUCGGCGGUGGUGUCACGGCCCAACCGUGGCCCCGACGAGCUGGAUCCCAACCUCGACAUCGAAACCCUGGAGUCACGCAACUAUGGCGUGCGCAGGGACUUCUACUGUCUGGUCACCGAGCAGGAGAUAUAACCUCCGGCCGGGGCUCUGUGGGAAGUGAUAUUGAUGCAUCAUCUGUUCAGGUCUAGUCCUGUGAGUGGACGAGGACGUCUGUGGUCCGUAAUGCGAGCAAAAUAAACUCAAUCUGGAAUUGUGGGAGCUAUCCAGGUUACAGCGUACCGGGUCUUCGGAAGAAUAAUGAAGUCUUUGUGUUGUGGCGUCUAGCAGACUUGAAAGUCCUUUGAGUGACCUUACCUCUGCCAAGGGAAACUUAUAUAUAACAAAAAUGCAGUAUAUUCAUUUGAAGUCUGAGUCGAACAAUGUUUUAGUUUGUGGAGCUUAAUCCAGAGCAAUUUACUACGAUAAUGAGCCAAGAAUGUCUGUGUGUCCUGCACGUGACGUCACUCCACGUCGGCCAGCCCCCCUCAUUAAUAAUCAUGAACAUGUGACGUCCUCCACAUGGACCCCCCCCCCUCAUUAAUAAUUAUGAGCGAGUGACAUCAUUCCACAUGGAGCACCCCUCCCCCCCUCAUGAAUAGUUAUUAGCAGGUGACGUCACUCCACAUGGGGGGGGGGGGCGAGGCGCCUCCUCCCCCCUCUUCGGUGUCAACUUACAACCCUCACUACAAAGGCAGAACCCUCACGUCACGCGAUCUCCGUCACGCUACUGAGACAUAACAGUUAAAAGGACGUCAUGGUGAACAAGGGAUUAUAACCUUUAAAUGAAAUAAGUCUGUGUCACCGCGGCCUUCCAAAUUGCACACGAAUUGAUGCAAUAGCACGUUGCGGGCUGCUUUUCGUUUGCAAGUUUCAGAUUUACUGCAAUACACCCGUCCUUGGACGGGUAAAAGGCUAGUAGACUAUACUUACAAGAAUGAUGGUGGCCUUUUAAUGUCAUCUAUAUUUCUAGAACUUAAAAUUGAAGGGACACAUACAUUGUUGAUUGUAAGAAUGUGAAAUUGUUUUUGCCUGUCAAUUAAUUUGUAAAUGAAUUAUGUGCCUGGUAUACACAAGUAUAUUGGAUAAGUAUCUGUAUGUGGCAUUGUGUCGUUUCACAUGGUAUUUUUACACUGCAAAGGUAAGCGUCAGUGUUGAGGUUAUGUAUAAUUUUAUGCAAAAUGCUACCUUCGUUUAUGAAUGUUUUUUUUGCUAAGCGUGUGCGUGUGCAAGCAUGUGAGAAUUCUAAUAUGUCUGUGUGACGUGUAGACCAGGUUUUGGAGAGAGUUUAAUAUUUUAACUCUUUUUUUUAAAGGGAGAAUUCUCCCAUAUUUAAUGCUGUGGGUGAGCAUUUGGCUCUUUGAGAGUGGCGUCUGGAGAGAGCGACAGUUGAGCAGCUUUAUUACGGGUACCUUGAGCACCACGGUGCCUCGGCUCCAGCACAAAUAUUUGCAUUCUUUAAAAUGUCGUAUCUGCAGUUUGUCAGAUUUGUUUAUGGCUUAUAAAAAGACAUUUUAAAUUGCAGUUGAGAAAUUUGACUUCAAAGUGACCUAGAUUGUUAGUUUAAAAAUUAAAUCGUGUAGUUAAUUUGGUGAAAUCUUUUUUUAUUCUUAUGACAAAUCGUGACUCGUUUAUUCAUUUCUGAAAAAAGGGGGUAUUGCAAAACUGAACCAUGUCACUACCGCAUACCAAACUAUGGAUUGUGUUCAGAACUGUGUGCCUUCAUGUGCUUUCGUAAUACCCACGAGCGAGAUGGUGCACAUGUGCUUCACGCUCAUUCUCCAUUUCCUCUGCUAUUAUUAUUACAAAGAGACUAGAACGUUUUAGGUCUUAGGACGUCGAGUAAACCGACUUGAUUGAAAUUAAUUUAAACGAAGCAAUGCAGUGGGGGAAAAAAUGUGUUUAAUCAUGACGCUGCUGUAUAUAAUUUGCAAAUAUAUUGAGCAUAAAAAUGCAAUAUAAUGUAAGUCAAAAAUGUUGUACUAAAUAUGCAGUUUCUAAGCACAGAAAAAGCACCUCAUUUCCAUACUCUGAUAAAAAAAAUUAUUUUGUCUUGUCCAUUAAAAAAUAUUAAUAUUACCUGUAAUGUUUGUCCCUUUUAAGAACUUUAGGAAGUUUGUUAAUUGUUUUGUAUGUAUAAUAAAUGAUAAUUUAAAUAAA
This is a messenger RNA of Lethenteron reissneri (Far Eastern brook lamprey), 4007 nucleotides long. RefSeq names its product single Ig and TIR domain containing (gene SIGIRR). Gene Ontology annotation, biological process: signal transduction. Lineage: Eukaryota; Metazoa; Chordata; Hyperoartia; Petromyzontiformes; Petromyzontidae. The record is from RefSeq and is a predicted model, not a curated record.